Penicillium atrosanguineum is the source of this 780-nucleotide messenger RNA. RefSeq names its product sterol desaturase family protein. NCBI's taxonomy places the organism in Eukaryota, Fungi, Ascomycota, Eurotiomycetes, Eurotiales, Aspergillaceae. Gene Ontology annotation, molecular function: iron ion binding; C-4 methylsterol oxidase activity. The coding region runs from base 1 to 780 and encodes 259 amino acids. The transcript has a single exon. The record is from RefSeq and is a predicted model, not a curated record. Gene Ontology annotation, biological process: ergosterol biosynthetic process.
AUGAUGUCCAUUCAACUCGAUGAACUCUUACCAAAGGCUGCAGCCUUCUGGUCGGAGGUCGUGGCUUCUUAUUCGCCUCAGAAAAUCGAGUUCGUGGGGACACUGCUUGUUCAAAUCGUGACAUUUUGGCUGCCGUCUAUAUUCUAUCUCUUCCUUGAUGUGAUCGCGCCCUCCUUCUCCCAGCGACACAAGAUUCAACCAGCCCCGAAACAACCUAUGCAGCGGGACAUCGUGCGCUGCUUCAUAGUAGUGACGCAGAAUCAGAUCUUGUCCUCGGCAUUGCACAUGGGGCUUCUUUUCAUAACUAGCCGCACCGGCUCUGCAUCUUCCUAUCGCGUCGAGGCAGCCAUGCCCCCAGCCAUUGAAAUCGGUCGCGACGUUCUCAUUAGUCUUCUACUCCGCGAGGCAAUGUUUUAUUAUAGCCAUCGCUUGCUGCACGUCCCUUUCUUCUACCGCCGCAUCCACAAAAAACACCACAAGUUCACAGCGCCAAUUGCUCUCGCUGCGCAGUUCGCGCACCCCCUCGAACAAAUAUUCGCCAAUGCGCUCCCUAUUUCAUUGCCACCACAGCUUCUGCGAAGCCAUGUGUUGACUUUUUGGAUCUUUUUGGCUUGGGAGUUGUUCAAUACUGCCACUGUGCACAGUGGGUAUGAUUUCUUUCAUAACAAGGCAAAGAUGCAUGACCUGCACCACGAAAAGUUCAAUCUCAAUUAUGGUUCCAUUGGCUUGUUGGACUGGGUUCAUGGAACAGACAAGUUGGGCAAACGGCAUUCCGAGUAA